Amoebophrya sp. A120 is the source of this 1575-nucleotide messenger RNA. NCBI's taxonomy places the organism in Eukaryota, Dinophyceae, Syndiniales, Amoebophryaceae. The record is from the annotation of a GenBank genome assembly.
UCGGCAAGGGCAAGGAAACGAGGCCGGACGGGAGCUGCCACUACAGCGGGUAGUUUUGGGGACGCGAAGGCGAAAUUAUUGAGAGGUGAACUUUGCAUCGGCGAAAUAGCCGUAGUACCGCAGUUAGUAGUACCAGUUGUACUAGCCUGCUGGGGCUUUCUAUCAACAUCUUUCUCUUUCGCAGAAAAACAGCUGCAAUAGAACGAUUAUAAUUAUAGAAAUUCAGUCGCCUUUUAUUUUUAUUUCAUAGGCGCGUUUUGUCGAGAAAAAAUCCAUUGCGUGAUUGCCAAUUGCUCAUUUUCAAUUUGCAUCACAAUUGUGCUGUCGAGAAAAAUCCAUUGCCAUUGCUUAUAGUUAUUUUCUGUAUAUCGAGAUAAAGAAGGUUGUUGAAAAGAUGAGGAAGUGGGGAAAGGAAACAAGGAUAAAUGGAGGACGCACAGCCACGAUUUUAUCCUCUUUUGUUUCAACCGAUUGUGCCUAAGCCGAGGUAGAUAUACGCCCCAGUGGUUUAGAGGAGAAGUCUGUGCGUUUUGCGUCACGAAAUAUUUUGAGGACCCCUGUCUUGUUAGAACGAUCCUGAGCAAUUCAAUGCGAUAUGCCUAUGUGGCAGGCGUUAGCAUCGAUUUUUACAUCUGCUAUGUAAUAAACGUUUGACCCGCGUUUUUAAUUGUUCAUGCAGUAGAUUUUUUCACUUUGGCCUCCAAAUUAAAAUUUAUCAUGCUGCAUCCGAUGCGCAUGCUAUCUAGCGAGCCUGUAUCCCAGUAGGUUUAUCUUUAUAUACCAUCAAGACAGCACCCAUCAAAUAGGUAUUUCGAUUUACUUGCUCGGAUGAUGGCUAUUUCCACACUAAAUCACUGCUUGACAACAUGCUAUUUCAUAUGGAGACGGGAAAAUGUCAGAGGUUCUAGAGGACACCCGAUUUGUGAAUGCAAAAUCGUGCCUAGUAUAGCGCCAGCAUUCCCAUAUCGACUGCAAAAGUGUCUGGGUCAGUUAGGGUGCUGCACCCAACUUGCUCAAGUGUUAGGGUGCUGCACCCAACCACAUGAUUCAGCUCUAGGAUGACAAGUUGCACUGCAACUUGUCAUCCUAGAGCUGAAUCAUGUGAAGAGCUGUGUUGAUGUUGCAUGAUUACCAAAAGCUGUCCACUUUUGACCUAAUCGAGAGGCAGUUUCUCAUGCAGUUUCAGUAGGCAUGAUAGAAGUAGAACUCUAGAACUCUCACAGAAUCUGUCACGCUACGUCCUUACAACAUACCAGACCUCAUUGGUCAUGGAAAACCUGCAUGACAAGUCUGGCACUCUUCCAGACCCAGACGCUUUUGCAGUUGAUAUAUAUAAUCGCACAGAGCUAAACUAAGAGCUCGCACCAUCGCACAGGUACAUUUCUCGUAGUAGCGCAGUAGCAUGUUACUUCGGAAAACUAGACGCAUGCAGCUGCAUGAUGAGAAGGAACGCAAACACGAUGGAGAAACGAAGAAGACCGAUGCUGGACUUUUGAAUGCGCAGUGGCAGGCUUGGUUGUAAUAAACCCAAUAGACGCACAGUACUGGAGUGCACAAUUGGUAGCGCCCAUAUAU